AUGCGACCCAACCAUCAUUCGUUUGGAGAUUUUUCAUCGAUUUCUUCCGCCGGUUCUUCUUUAUUUCCAACAACUUCCUCUAUUCCCCUACGAGACAACAACAACAACAACAGCAACCACUCUCAUUUACCUCCUUCUUCUUCUUCCUUUCAAACACACCAUGACACGAAUAAUACAACAACAAUAACAGCCAUACCAGCAGUUGAAAUAACCACACAUGGUUCCGAGGAUCAGCGUGCAACGGUCUAUUCAUCCAAUGCUUUACCAUCAUCAUCAGUGGUAUCAUUACCACAAGAAUCAUCAUCGUAUUAUUCUGUGAUGGAUCGAGUGGAAGAAAACCGCCGACAACAACAAUUAUUAUUAUUGAACACCACAUCCAAGCUUGAUUCAACAACCAACCUCCCAAAUUGCAAUCACCAACAUCAUGAAUCCCUUUCCUCUCCCCUCCACAUGUAUAACAAGAUAAUAUUUGAAGAUUCUGAAUAUUUAUAUCGGAAUGUAACACGAGAUGAUUUACCCUCAUUGAAGAAAUUACAACAAGAGUUAUUUCCUGUACAAUAUAACAAACAAUUUUAUUUGAAAUUAUUGGACAAGAGUAAAACAUACACUCUAUUGUCAUUCAGUAAGGAACACAACGAGCUUAUUGGAGUGUGUUCAUCGUCAAUUUUAACAGAGGAAAAACACGAUGGAGGAUUUUGGCAAAAUUUGUUUGGAUAUCCCGACAAGUAUAAUAUUUGUUACAUUAUGACUUUGGGAGUGAAGAAAAAUCAUCGAAGGAAGGGCCUGGCAAGUCGAAUGUUACAAAUAUUAGAGGAAGUUGUCUCUGCUGAACCUUAUUUCUGUACAAAACUGACCUUACAUUGUAAAGUGGACAAUGAAAGAGCUCUCUCCUUUUAUCGUCAAAAUGCAUUUUUCAUUAAGGAGAAAAUUGACGGGUAUUAUGAUUUUGGGUCACAUAUGGAGGCUGCUUUCAAGUUGGAGAAGAAUCUAUCCAUUGAAAAUGAACAUUUCAACAGCGAUGUAAAUUUUUUAGGGUUACCAUCGGCACUGUCUGGACUCCUUACUUCUGAGAGCAGGACAUCCAUAGCUGUGCCCAGAAGUAGUGGAUCCACUGGAAGUUUUAAUGAAGUGACACCUGUAACAAGGACGAAUUAUAACAACAGCAGCAGCAGUAAUAGUAGUGGGAGUUCUUCACUGGGGUGUCUUUCUCUAACGAUACAACUUUGGAGGUUUUUUAUGGAUUCUCUAAAAAUUUUUACUAAGGAUUCUCUCACCAUGUUGAGCACUUCUGUGGUGACAAAUUCAAGCCAGCAACACUUGGCACAAUCAGCUCUUAACAACCCUUCAUCGCCAGGAGGUGGGAGUUUGCCAAAUCCAAGACCUCGAAUUGUUUUACAAAUUCAGGAGCAAGAGUGUGAAUAG
Molecule: messenger RNA, 1422 nt
Organism: Naegleria lovaniensis
Lineage: Eukaryota; Heterolobosea; Eutetramitea; Acrasida; Naegleriidae
Exons: 1
Coding region: 1-1422 (473 amino acids)
Biological process (GO): N-terminal peptidyl-methionine acetylation
Cellular component (GO): Golgi membrane
Molecular function (GO): protein-N-terminal amino-acid acetyltransferase activity; histone acetyltransferase activity
Source: RefSeq, a predicted model, not a curated record